UAUUUCAGGGCGUAGCAGGCGGAAGUAAGGGUGAGAAGCGGCUGCAAAGCCGAGCGGAGGAGGUAAGGACCUGAGUGCGAGCGAUUGUUGGGUGGGCACCAUGGCCGGGAUCACCACCAUCGAGGCGGUGAAGCGCAAGAUCCAGGUUCUACAGCAGCAGGCAGAUGAUGCUGAGGAGAGAGCCGAGCGCCUCCAGCGGGAAGUGGAAGGAGAAAGGCGGGCCCGGGAACAGGCUGAGGCUGAGGUGGCCUCCUUGAACCGUCGGAUCCAACUGGUUGAAGAGGAGCUGGACCGUGCUCAGGAGCGCCUGGCCACUGCCCUGCAAAAAUUGGAGGAAGCGGAGAAAGCUGCUGAUGAGAGUGAGAGAGGUAUGAAGGUUAUUGAAAACCGGGCUUUAAAAGAUGAAGAAAAGAUGGAACUCCAGGAAAUCCAACUCAAAGAAGCUAAACACAUUGCAGAAGAGGCAGAUCGGAAGUACGAGGAGGUGGCUCGUAAGUUGGUGAUUAUUGAAGGGGACUUGGAACGCACUGAGGAACGAGCUGAGCUGGCAGAGUCCCGUUGCCGAGAGAUGGAUGAGCAGAUCAGACUGAUGGACCAGAACCUGAAGUGUCUGAGUGCUGCUGAAGAAAAGUACUCUCAAAAAGAAGACAAAUAUGAAGAAGAGAUAAAGAUUCUUACUGAUAAACUUAAGGAGGCAGAGACCCGUGCUGAGUUUGCUGAGAGAUCAGUAGCCAAGCUGGAAAAGACAAUUGAUGAUUUGGAAGAUGAGCUCUAUGCCCAGAAACUGAAGUACAAGGCCAUUAGCGAGGAGCUGGACCACGCCCUCAAUGACAUGACCUCUAUAUAAACUGAAAUGCACCAAAGAGGAGCACCUCUGUACACAAAGAAUGCUGGACCAGACUCUGCUUGACCUGAAUGAGAUGUAGAGCACCCCAGUCCCGCCCUGCCGCUGCUCCUCCCUUCACCCCGACUCCGCCUGAGGCCAGCCUGCCCGAAGCUGACCUUUAAACUGAGGGCUGAUCUUUAACUGGAAGGCUGCUUUCUCCUCUCGCCGUAAACCCAUACACCCACCCACCCAUCCCUGGCCCUGUGUCUUUUUCACCAAACUGCCUCUGCCUCUCCCAGAGAUUGCUGCUGGGCUAGGGGCUGAGCGCCUUUGGGAACAACAUUUAAGGGAAUGUGAGCACAAUGCAAGUGUCUUUAAAAGCAUGUUGUGAUGUAUACAUUUUGUAAUUACCCCCUUUUUGUUGUGGUAGCAAUCAUUUGUAAAAUGUUCCAGAUAAUUCCACAGCUCUGAAGCAGCAAUCUAAUCCCUCUCCUUUUUGGAAGGUAACUUUUCAGCUUAAUACAUAUUGCUCUCUCCAUAGAGGAGAGAAAGAGGUAUGGGCCUGCCUCACUGAGAACCGAACAUAGUCCAGGAAAAGACUCCAUUGUCAGAAACCUCAUUGCUCUAUACAAAGCACCAGCCAAACCAGAAAGGUGAUUCCAGGAGUUAGCUUAAAAAAAAAAAAAAAAAAAGUACUGUUCAGGUUUUCAGCUUUAAUGUAUCUUGGGCAAGUUUGUUUUUUUUUUUUUUUCCCCUCAUCAAAAGUGACCAAAUUAAUAUGGUGAGACCUCUGUCUGGGACCAAUCUUUGUCCCCUCCUUUCUCUACCCCCUCCCCAACAGCUACAGAAUGGAUCAUGUGCCCCUUAUGUUGGGGUGACCACUGAUGUACUCUCCUGCCUCCCUUUAAAAAAGGAAAGUAAAGAAAAUUACAUUUUUGCCACUGAUUUAGCCAUAUGAAAUAUCACCCUUUUCUGGGUCUGAAGCUGCUGUCUCUUAAAAGUGCCAUCUCAUGCUUUGUAUCAGCCAGUGCUGGAGAAAUCUUGAAUAGCUUAUGUACAAAACUUUUUUUAAAUUUUGUAUUAUUUUGAAACUUUGCUUCUUUGGGGUUGCAGAGCACUGGCCACCCCAUCUGGCUGUGAGUGCUCUCUACUGUCUGGGCUGGCAGUAUGCUGAUCUUUUACAAUUCCUUUCCCCACCCAGGUUCCCCCUUUUUGGUGAGGUUUCUGUGAGGUCUGUUAGGUGUGCAUCCUGCAGCUUAUUGGCUUAAAAUGUACCCUCCUUGGUGUGGUCUCUUUUGGGGGCAGAUUGGGAGAAAGAGAAACCAAUAAUGCAACUGUUUUGAUACUGAAAAUUGACAAAUUUCUUUUUGAAAUAAAGAACCAGUCCCUCCAAUCCUCA
This is a messenger RNA of Choloepus didactylus (southern two-toed sloth), 2225 nucleotides long. RefSeq names its product tropomyosin 3 (gene TPM3). NCBI's taxonomy places the organism in Eukaryota, Metazoa, Chordata, Mammalia, Pilosa, Megalonychidae. Gene Ontology annotation, biological process: actin filament organization; muscle contraction. The record is from RefSeq and is a predicted model, not a curated record. Gene Ontology annotation, molecular function: actin filament binding. The transcript is spliced from 9 exons. Bases 101 to 847 code for a protein of 248 amino acids. Gene Ontology annotation, cellular component: actin filament.